Molecule: messenger RNA, 679 nt
Organism: Hypanus sabinus (Atlantic stingray)
Lineage: Eukaryota; Metazoa; Chordata; Chondrichthyes; Myliobatiformes; Dasyatidae
Product: general transcription factor II-I repeat domain-containing protein 2-like
Exons: 2
Coding region: 1-288 (95 amino acids)
Source: RefSeq, a predicted model, not a curated record
AUGGCUGAACGAAAGGUGGACUUUGAAAACAGGGGUUUUCAAGGCAGGUGGGAGGCAGAAUAUAUGUUCACAGAUAUAAAGGGCAAACCUGUUUGUCUUGUGUGCGGAGACGGUGUGGCUGUAAUUAAAGAAUAUAACGUAAGACGACACUAUGAAACGAAACACCACGACAAAUACAAGCAUCUGGACAAGCAGCAGAAGCCCGCGAUGUGCGGUCAAAAGAAUGGAUUGGUGGGCAGGAUCCGGGAGAAGAUGCGGGAGGAAAACGGCGCAGAGACAGGUUGUUGACUCUGCACCAGUCCAGUAGCUGCUGCACCUCCCCUCUGUAAGCUGACCCGUCGGACUCCAGCACCGAUUUGCAAAGGACACAAGAAACUGCUGAUGCUGGAAUCUGGAGAAACAGACAAUCUGCAGGAAGAACGCUAGGUUCCAGGUUGGGUCAAAUCGCUGCGGCAGGCGUCCUCAGGAUACAUCGACAACUCCUUUCCUCCCAUGGAUGCGGCUUGGCUCGCUGAGCUCUGCUAACUGACUGUUUAUUGCUCCAGCAUUUCCAACCUCUACCUGGAUGUCCCUGCUCCCCUCACCCCAUCUGUCUCCAUCUCCUCUUUCUUUCAUGUCCCCCUGCACUGCAUUGCUACUGUUUUACCUUGUACUGCCUCAAUGCACUGUGUAAUGAUUU